Rhodamnia argentea is the source of this 2052-nucleotide messenger RNA. Its product is annotated as probable WRKY transcription factor 47. Bases 113 to 1657 code for a protein of 514 amino acids. The transcript is spliced from 7 exons. The record is from RefSeq and is a predicted model, not a curated record. Gene Ontology annotation, biological process: regulation of DNA-templated transcription. Gene Ontology annotation, molecular function: DNA-binding transcription factor activity; sequence-specific DNA binding. NCBI's taxonomy places the organism in Eukaryota, Viridiplantae, Streptophyta, Magnoliopsida, Myrtales, Myrtaceae.
CGGAUCCGAUGAUAACUUACCGUAUUGUAUUUGCAUUCGUGGGUUUUAUUCAAUAUCAAGACUUUUGAGGAUUUGGUGGAAUGAAGUGAUUCUAUACUCUCAAAGCAACCUCAUGGAUCAUCAACUUCCGCAGCAAGAUAGACAACCAGGUUCCCUGGACGGAAGGUCUGCCAUCAAAGAGCUAAACUUCUUCUCCAGCGACCGGCUCCGAAGUGAUGCCAACCAUGGUAGAGCUGGCGUUCCAGAUUCGGCGAAGCUCGAUCCUCUCGAUGACGUAAUCGGGGGUAGUGCAAUGGAUUUUCUCACCCUAAGAACUAGUGUUCUGUGGAGAGAUCAUCAAGAAGAGACCAAAGCCACUAGCCAACUGAGAUCUUUGAGGGUCAAACUUGAGGAAUUAAAGGAUGAGAAUCAAAAGCUAAGGAGCACCUUGGAGCGGGUCUCCAAAAGUUACGCUGUUGUUCAAGCCCAGCUUGUUCUAGUUAUGCAAAGAAAGGCAUCAAUCUAUCACAAGUUCAAAGAAGAGGUGCUUGCUAAUGCCGAGGUGUCGCCUUUUGGUGAUACUUUGAGAGAGAGAUCGGAGCCAUCCGUGAAAGCUAGGAUAAUAGAUCAACAAUGUGAAGAUCAGAGCAUGGUGAAUUACAUAGGGAGGAAAAGAGCAUUGUCAUCAACAAACGAGACUAGCCCUGAUGAUGGUCAAGCAUAUCGGUCUGUAAGGACCUUAGAAAGUCACAAUAUGGCAAGAGGCAAGAACAUAGUAAAAGAAGAACAAGAAGAAGAAGAUUCUGAUAGUAAUCGAGAUCAGGUUUCCGGUCAUGAGGGUUCUUAUAGAAAGACGAGGGUGUCGAUAAGGGCGCGAUCUGAUGCACGUACGAUAAGUGAUGGGUGUCAGUGGAGGAAGUACGGUCAAAAACUCGCGAAAGGAAACCCUUAUCCGCGAGCCUACUAUCGUUGCGCGAUGGCCAUCGGUUGCCCGGUUCGUAAACAGGUCCAAAGAUGCGUGCAAGACAAGACCAUCCUAAUAACAACAUACGAAGGGAAGCACAACCACCCCCUUCCUCCAGCGGCUGCCAUCCUUGCUAACACCACCUCCACUGCUGCCACAAUGCUGCUCUCUGGCUCAACCGCAACCACCCCCAACAGCAGCAACAACCCUAACUUCCUCUCAAGCUCCAACUUCUUGUUCCCACAUCACCUCCUGUACAAUAACUCCACCACCAUGGCUUCCCUUUCUUCUUCAUCCCCUAAUUGCCCCACAAUCACGCUUGACUUAGCCCGAAAUCCGGUCAUCAAUAACUACGCUCUACAAAACCAUAGGAUCCUUUCGUCAAUACCCAAUUAUCAGACACUGAAUAACCCUCCUUUCAGUCCUCAUUCCAAUGAUCGCACCGGUUUCCUAAGGCAUCCACUGAUCCACAUGUUGCCACCACCACAAGUGCAUCACUUGCUAUUAAGCAAUGAAUGCCCUUCUUCAUUGAGGGGUAAUGUUGGAGCGGCUCUCGCUAGCGACCCUAGUUUCGGUUGCACAGUAGCCAUGGCCAUUUCUUCAAUAAUAGGUGCAAGCGCGACUCCUCACGGAAUGGUCAACAAUGAUACGAAUGGCCGCACCAACAUCAGCUCUAGCACCAGCACCAUUGUUGCCCGUGAUGAUGCCUCUUGACUCUAUAUUGUCGGCUAUAUAAACGUCCAUUCUAUUCAAUGCACCGUUUUCUCGGAACCUUGUGAGGAUUGUGUAAAUAUAUAGCGCAUUGGCGUUGUAUCGCUGCUUUUAGACGAUGUGUGUAUAGUUGAAGGGCAUUUAUUUGUUCUCAUAGGACCCACGAAUGAAUUCAUGUGUUAAUAGGAAAGAGGUUAUUCCUAUAGGUUUCUCGUCAAAGCUUUGUUUGAGUUAUGUGUGAAAGGCUCCUUUUGGCUUUUUACUAAGCAUACUCUAAUCCUCUCAAUUAGCAUAUUAGAAUUAUGUCCGUGUCCCCCUUUCAUCUUGUAUGCCUCUCUUUAUUUAACCUGAACUUUUAUUGUACCAAAGUAGUAUGAACCUAUGGAAAACGGAGUUUG